AUGCCCGGUCCAUCACACAAGCACUUGAGGGAAGGAUCGAGAAGCUUCGAUUGGAGAACGAAGAACGAUCGGAAAAGAGCACCGAGGAAUCGGGCCAAUACUAUAAUUCAAGAGCAGCAGCAGCGAAAACGCCACUACAUGAUGGCACUCAGGGAUCUAGUGAAAGCUUUCAACAAGUUUGUCGAUGAGCAAUUGGCCGCGAUGCUAGCAGCUGAAGAUCUUGGUGGUCCUACACAAGGGAGAGCAAGGAAGGUGGACGCAGAUAUUGCGAAGACCGAGGCAAAGCGGAAAAUGCGUAAUGACGAGAUCUGGGAUUCCGAGAAUGGUAAUGAAGAUGAAGAAAUUGGUGUACGAAGUGAGAAGGAGGCCGCCCUGGCAAGUUUCCGAACCCUGACCGAAGACCUUUUGAACGCCGCUGCUGGAGAUGAGGAUUCAGAUUCCUACAUCAACAUAUCGCGAGAGUCGGCAGCUGUUCGGUUUCUGGUUCGAGCGAAGGUCGCGCAAUUUCAUACCGAUGAUGCAAGAAAGCUGCGACUGGUAGACUUCGGCCGAGGAUGGGACAACUGA
Messenger RNA from Letharia columbiana, 567 nucleotides. RefSeq lists its product as uncharacterized. Gene Ontology annotation, cellular component: nucleus. Bases 1 to 567 code for a protein of 188 amino acids. Lineage: Eukaryota; Fungi; Ascomycota; Lecanoromycetes; Lecanorales; Parmeliaceae. The record is from RefSeq and is a predicted model, not a curated record. The transcript has 2 exons. Gene Ontology annotation, biological process: kinetochore assembly; mitotic sister chromatid segregation.